Messenger RNA from Penicillium hordei, 264 nucleotides. RefSeq lists its product as uncharacterized. Gene Ontology annotation, molecular function: medium-chain fatty acid-CoA ligase activity. Gene Ontology annotation, biological process: fatty acid metabolic process. The transcript has a single exon. NCBI's taxonomy places the organism in Eukaryota, Fungi, Ascomycota, Eurotiomycetes, Eurotiales, Aspergillaceae. The coding region runs from base 1 to 264 and encodes 87 amino acids. The record is from RefSeq and is a predicted model, not a curated record.
AUGACUGGUGAUGAAGCAUCUAUGUCACCGGACGGGUACAUCACCAUCACUGGCCGUAUCAAGGACUUGAUCAUCCGGGGUGGCGAGAAUAUUCACACAUUGGAAAUCGAGAAUUUCCUAUUAGGACACCCCGGUGUAGCCGAGGUCUCUGUCAUCGGUGUUCCAGACGACCGAUAUGGUGAAGUGGUUGCCACCUUCGUAGUUGCUCGAGAGCGAGUUUCCCUUACCAGGAAGAGAUUCAGCAAUCGGUCCGGCAGAAGCUAA